Molecule: messenger RNA, 3952 nt
Organism: Cryptotermes secundus
Lineage: Eukaryota; Metazoa; Arthropoda; Insecta; Blattodea; Kalotermitidae
Gene: PIG-B
Product: GPI mannosyltransferase 3
Exons: 2
Coding region: 130-1116 (328 amino acids)
Biological process (GO): GPI anchor biosynthetic process
Cellular component (GO): endoplasmic reticulum membrane
Molecular function (GO): alpha-1,2-mannosyltransferase activity
Source: RefSeq, a predicted model, not a curated record
AAUAUAAUCAUACAUUCAACAGUGUCUGUGCUGACUGAUGAGACCGCAGCUGCAGACCAGUUUGCUGCUAAAGAAUUUGAUGUUUUCGUCAAAGCAGCAAUUGUGGAGAGAAGUCACAUACUGAGGCAGAUGUUCAACCUUGAUAGACUAGUUGCAUGCAUGGUGAGACCCACAACAAUAAUAAUAUGGCUUCCACUGUGCAUUUACCACAUUGUAAUAUCAUAUCACAAGAUGGCAGGAGUUGUAAAGAACUAUAUACUUAUUGGAUUAAUAGUGGCUGCUGCUGGUACUGUGUUGGAUACAUAUUUUUAUGGAAAAAUAAUUUUCACACCCUUGCGUUUCUUAGAAGCUAAUGUUAUGGAUGGUAUCAACACCUUUUAUGGCACACAUCCAUUUUACUGGUACAUAACUGUAGGAAUUCCAGUGGUCCUGGGAUGUCAUCUGGUCCCAUUUAUUCUUGGCGCAUUCCGGGCACUCACACAGAACCAAGGCUCCAUAGAAAAGGUUCUUGUGCUUAUUAUAAUAUGGACUGUAACAAGUCUCAGUCUUGUGCCUCAUAAAGAAUUUAGAUUCUUAUUGCCACUGUUGCCAAUGAUUGUGUAUGUAGAAAGCAGUUGGUUGUCAUACUGGAGUUGUAAGGCAUCCAGAUCAGUGCUCAGGAUUGUGACUGUGGGUAUUGUAAUUGUAAAUGUUGCAUUGCUGGGAUAUUUUGGAUUGGUACACCAGCGAGGAACAUUGGAUUUGAUGAAGGUGCUGACAGAUAAGAAUCCCAGGUACACUAAUGUGUUGCUUCUCAUGCCAUGUCACUCAACUCCACUGUAUAGUCACUUGCAUAUGAGAAUACAAGUUAGGUUCCUAACAUGUGAACCUGAUUUUACAGGCAGUCCAAAUUACAAAGAUGAGGCAGACAUAUUUUAUGCGGACCCUGAAAAGUGGCUUCUUCAGAAUUAUUCAAGUAAUGAUACUGUCUCACAUAUUGUAAUUUAUGAUAGUCUUUAUCCCAAGAUAAAUAAUUUCUUGAAUCAGUAUAAUUAUAAAUUAGAAACCUCAUUAUUUCACACCUUUCAUCCUGAUGGAAGAGUAGGCAAGUAUGUUGAGGUGUAUAGGCGAUAUUAGAUUGGCUUAUGGGGGGGGGGCAUGUGAUCUAGGGAUAAAAUGCUGGGACAUCAGUGCUCAGUAUCUUGGCUUUAAGACUGGUCAGAUCAAGAACAGAUUUUGGCAGACAUGAUACCCAUAUCUGCAUCUCUGAUAAAGAUACCGUUUUGUGCAACUGAGGAAUACCAAGCUGUCAUUGUGACUCAGAGUUCAUGUUAAGUCAUCAUCUUACCAUUAUGGACAGUGGAGCCCACCCCAUAAGUGCUCCUGCCUGGGAAAUCUGACUUUCACCAUUGCAAAGUUGGAUGGAGGUCAGAAAGGACAUGACUGGGUGCAUUAGCCAUAACAUUCACUUAACUUUGUGUCUGCAGGCUGCUUCAGUACUGGCUGAUUAUUGCAACUGUACUACAUAGGAAAACUCCUUUAUUUGUAUGAAUCCACACAAUUAUUUGCCAGUAAGUGAAAUAAAAUGAAAUUUGGACCAGAAGUGGCUUGGUCUUCAGAUGCCAUUCAUCAGUCUUUUGAUGUGGUAAUAUUUUAUUGUAAAAGUCCUUUAAAAGUUAAUAUAUUUUGUAACAUUUUAUAUAUGAUAAACUGAAUUAGGAGGAGGACAUGCAGUUCAUUCCACUGGUCUGCUUUUAUAAUCUGAACAUAUUCUGUAUGAUGCUGUCAGUGCAUCCAGGAAGAUUCACAAAUACAUAUAAGACUGCUAAUUGAAAAACCCUGAUUUUUCUGUCAGAACUUCCCUCUUUGAUCAUUCUUGUGAUAAACAUGUUCUCUUGUAGUAAGCUGUCCACAAUUCGUAAGAUUAGUGUCCUCUAUGUAUACUACUUUUACCAUAAACUUACUGGUGUGCUGAUCUCUACUGUUAUUUGGCAGUAUUAUGGACACUGCAGAAACUGUUGUUAAGGAUUGACGAUAAUAAAAUUCCUCUCAGAGGGAAGGAGUGACCUUUAUGGGUGAAGAAAUAUUGAAUGCUUUUUAAAUGGCCGAUACGUUAUAGCCAGAAGCAUUCAUGCAUAUGCAUAAUUUUUGUUUUGAUCUCCAAAAUUAAUGGAAUACAGAUGAAGUUCAUCAGCUUUUGAGAAAAUGUCAUUUUGAAUGUAGGCAAGGAUACAGAAAUAUAUCUCAAUUUGAUUCACUGUAGCCUACCUCCAUGGUACACAUCUUAGUAGUAUUUUUGUGUAUUCAUGGUAAGUUUCUUGAGCAUGACAUUUUGUGGUGUAUCAUUCAUUUCUUAGUUUGGAACAGAUGUGAACUUUUCCUGGAAAUGAACUAGUUUGCAUCAUUCAGGUGAUGGCUUUUAACUUUAAAAUUCAACUCCUCACAUACACAGCAGCAGUCAGUUUGAGGUUGACCUAAAAUGAAGAUGAACAUUAAUAUUAAAAAUUACAGAAACAUGGAUAACUGACCUUAAUAUCUAGAUUUAAACAUACAGAAUUUUGCUGUUAAGUCUGUCAUCAAGUUAGGUAGUUUAUUGUUCAGGAUGAACAGUGACUCACUGUUGGAAAACUAUGUUAUUUAUAAUUACUCUUCAUCUAAGAGGCAUUUUCUUUUCUACCCACAGGACUUUGCCCUAGAAGAGUUGUUUCUCUAAUCCUCUUUAUGCAGUUUACUCCUAUAACAUAAGGAUACGAAAGGCCUUUGUCACUCACUGCUCUCUUGGAUGUGACUGAUGAAUGUGUUACUACAUUUAGUUGGUCUGUGCUGUUUGGUGUCAUUCACAUCAGGAAGAGUCUGAAUGUCUGUAUCUUGUUUAUGCAAGUGAGCUGCACAUACUUCUGGUUUUCUGCUGAGGUGACAUCAGAACAGUUCUUCCUCUUGUAGCUGAAGUAACAGAGAAAUGAAACAUUCAUUGAGAAGGGUUGCUCCUUGUUUUCCCUUCAAAAGCUUAUCAGCAGUGUCCUUCAUUAAACACUUCAGAUGGACCCACUCUUUGUAAAGUUAAAAUUCAGUUAUUACACUCCAGUUAAUGUAACAAUUUGAUCUAAAGAGCAUCCAACAGUGGCAAAUGCCUUUGGUCAGAGACUGAGGACCUUUCUUCUCAGAAUAAAAAUGUGCCCCCCCCCAAGAAAACAUGAUAUUUAAACAGUGACUGAAUUCUUGUAUUCAUAAAAUGAUUUCUCAACAAAAAUAUAGUGUGUUUCAUGGGAAACCUAUUUCUUAAAAAUGAAUUAGGUCAUUUACUGUUUGAGAACUGGGCCAGCUCAUUCAGUAAAGUGAAGGUCUACAGGUCAGAUGACUGUGGUUUGAUCCCUGGAAGGGAUUGGAUAUUUUUAUCACUAUGUCCAGAUUGGCUCUGGGUAGCAACCAGACUUUCCUCAAGGUAAAGCAAGCAGGGUGUAAAGCAGACCACUCACCUCUAUCUAGUGCCAAAGUUAAGAAUGUGUCUGCCAGUUCCACUCCCUGACGUGUGUUCAUGGUGGGGUGUUCAAGCACAAGAAUUGUACCACGUCUGUUUAAUGAGGCAGUACAAUACAAGGUGGUGAUGUGAAGGCUGAGCAGUAGGAGUGCACAGUACUACUGAAGAGGUGAAAUAUUUUCACUGGAACUAAAUAUAAAUGGUUUUGUUAAAUGUGGUGAAGGGAGAUGUCAGUGAAAGACUGCUGUUGGGUUUCAGUGAUCUAUAUUGUAUGUUUUUCAUGAUUAAAUUGAGCGUUAAGAUUGAUGAAAUGUGUUUUUUUUAAACUAGAAGAGUACCUGUCUACUUUGGUGUGCACUUUUUAAUCUAGCAUUAGUAACCAUUAUUAAAAAUUAUUGAGGAAAUGCAGUUUCGGUUAAUUUAAUAUCAGAGAGUUUGAAGCUGAGAAUUUGGAACUCCAAAGAUGGAACUGGCCACUUUGUGGAGACAAGCAUG